CACGUGACAUAUGAAGUUACUGACUGUAGUGUUUGUUGUUGAUGGACGUUGAAAGUUACAUCCAACGUCCAAGGGAUUCUAUUUAAUUUUUAUGUAGAUUGCUCAAGAAGAAAGGCUUUAAAAAUAAUUUACAAUGACUUGUGAAUAUGUUUUCAGAGACGUGACUGAUAUUUACUCUCGACUGUUCAACCACAGGGCAGCUAUACAUGGACUCGCCAACAACUUUGUCAAGGAGUUUGAGGAACGCCGUGGGGAAAGUGACCAUGUAGCGAUUUCUCGUACUCUGGAACUGGUCACUGACUGCCGUGACCGAGCCUACCCGGUCACAAUGAAGGACCUGGAUAAAAACUUGGAGGAGUUGUCGAAUGCAUUGAAAACAAGUUCUCAGAUGUGUAAGAGAAUAAUGCAGGAUGCGGAUGAGAAGAAGGUGGACUGGCUGGAGUCUCAGAGGGCGCGUCGCAAGCACGAGUGGGGCGAGUUCAUGUCCGUCCAGAGGGCGCGAAAAGACCGAGUGGACACAGACUACGAGCAUUUCGUGAAGAACUUGCACAGCCACUACUCGGAGCUGGAGGAAAAACUGAAGGGUGGGAGGGCCAAGGUGUUGUGAUUGUCAGAGUGACGGGUGUGGGGCUGUUGUCAUGAUGGCGGGUUCUGACUUUUGUCGUGGCAACGGAUGUGGGCGGUAGCCAUGGCGGUGGGUGUGGGCUGUUGGUUGUCAUGGCGGGCUGCUUUGUCUUUCAUCAGUGAAGAGAAGAAUUGUGAAACAGAGAGAAUUUGCCAGGGCUGGCUGUUGUGUCGUCUUUUUUUUCAAGUAACAGUAACAGUAAAAAUUAUUUUUAAGAAGAGAUACUGCUUAGACGCAGACCAAACUGUCUUCAUAGACGGUGAUAAGAAAAUUAGACUACCACACAGGUUGCGAAAUCGGUAGGAUGUUGAAAAAUUUUAUGUACCUGAUAUGUGUUUUAAAUACAAAGAGUACAAGCUGCAAAACAAACGAAUUUAUCAAGCAAACAAAAUAUUGACGGCUUGAAAAUAUGUUUACUAACUAUGUGUGUGCUAGACUGUAUACUAGAGAUACUGGUCAGUGCAAACUGCUAUUAAUGUGUUGUAGUGGUUUUCGCAUUUAAUUAAUUUUUUAAGAACUCUUUUAUCAUAUCUAGAAUUAGUAAAAUAUCUUCUUAUGAUAUUUUGCCAGUAUGUAAAGGAAAAAGUUUGAACUUUCUUGAAACCAAGGCCAGUUACAUGAUGGACCAAUUGGAAUUGUAUUAGGUUAACAGUACCUCUACUUUUUUAAAAGUAAUGUCUGAGUGACUGCUCGUGAACAUGUUUGCUGGUGUGUUCUAUGUUUUUAUGCACAUUUGUGUGUGUAUGUGUGUGUGAGUGUGUGUGCGUAUUUGUGUGUGUGUGUGGGGGAGAGAGAGAGAGAGAGAGAAAGAGAGAGAGAGAGAGAUCUUGUAUAUGAGUUGUUUUGGACACUUAAAAAGUGUCCGUAUGUUCUUGUUAUGGCAUGCCCCUUGCAUAUUUGUGCAAUAGCUAGAAAGAUUUAUUGUUGAAAAAUCAUAUGUGUUAAAUUAUUCAUACUUUUUCUGAAAGAUUGCCACUGUGUAUGAUAUGAUUAUAUAUGUGUGCAUUUCCUGAACACUGAUGUUGAUGAAAUAAAAGAUACUAUUCUGCAAA
Messenger RNA from Aplysia californica (California sea hare), 1677 nucleotides. RefSeq names its product biogenesis of lysosome-related organelles complex 1 subunit 5. The transcript has 5 exons. The record is from RefSeq and is a predicted model, not a curated record. Gene Ontology annotation, cellular component: BLOC-1 complex; transport vesicle. Lineage: Eukaryota; Metazoa; Mollusca; Gastropoda; Aplysiida; Aplysiidae. Bases 134 to 607 code for a protein of 157 amino acids.